CUAUGGUAAAAGAAUAUGACGCCGAGUUGGCUUGGCAGGUCAGUUUUUUAACUUAUUGUCAAAAAGAUUGGAUUUUUGUUGAUUUAUUACAAAAAUGAUGCAUUUUACCGCAUAGAACUUGUUAUAUUUCAAUGUUUAUUUGUCUUGUACUAAGCGGUUGCGUCUGAUUUGCUUAAAAUGGAGUCGGACUCAGCUCUUCAUGGUGAUAUUCCCGAUGGCGCGGAAAUGUCCCCUUUAGUUGAAAACCAAGCAGAAACAGUCGGUGAAAUCAGUGAUAAUAAUAUAGCACCAGAUGAGUCUGAAGGUGUACAAACUACAGAAGAUGCAGCAACAAAUGGAGGUGCUCCAACAAGUAGCAGUGAUGUCCUAGAUUUGGAACCUAUUGCAGAUCUGCCAGAAAAUGAAGAACAGCAUGCUGAGCAAGAUGCUGAAGAAGAAAUGGAUAUAGAUGAAACCACUCCAAGGACAGCUGGGGAUGAGUCAGCAUACAUUGGAGAUAACUGCCUGUCAACUCCAGCAGAGACAGAGGAUAACUCUCUGCAAGAUGACAACCAGCUGGAGCCUUUAUUAAAGGAGCAAGGGUUAGAAGAGGGGGAGGGAGUGGAGGGGGCACAGGAGGAGUCUCCAGAUCAGUCUAUAAGUUCUGCCAUGCCCAUUGAAGGAGAUGGUGCACCCUUGAUACAAGAUGAAGAAUCAAGUACGAUGGAUGAAGACAUGGGCGGUGGCGAAGGGGUGGCCAGUAGUGAUGACGUGAAUGACAUCAGCAGCGCGGCACAAGAAGUCCUCAGCACAGGCAUCAGUUCUAGCACAACAGAGGGUGGAGCGGACAUAUCGAGUAGCGGGCAGAGCGAGGCCGCGCUCAUCUCAUCCACGGCCAACGGGCCCGCUGUGCUGCACUCCUUCUCUGUGCUGCCUCAAGCGCAGCCCACUAAUGAGUUCAACGACGCGGACACGUCGGAGAUGGAGGGCGCUGCGGACACCAUGCCCUCCGUGAGCGAGUCCAUGCCUCUGCUCACCAUGACUGCCAACGGCUCUGCGCUGCUCUCGCCCAAUCUACUUCAAGGCAUGUUCCAAAGCGAAGAGGGGGGCGCGGCGAGCGUGUCCUCUUCAGGAGCGGAGGGUGGUGGCGGGGAGACGGGUGGUGCGGGGGAAGGGGACGGUGCAGUUAGCAGCUCGGGCCCCGCUGCGGCCGGAACUAACGGCGCGCCUCCCAUACCGCCCACGGACGCCGCGCACGCGCUGGCUACUCUAGCAAGUGCCGCGCUGCACCACCAACAUGAACAGGCAGAACCCGAGGAUCAAAAGCCACAAAAUGAAGAAGAUCUUUGGUAUACCGUCGGCUUUGUAAAAGGAACCACAUUUACGGUGCAAAACUACAUAUCAGAUCCGAAUGUUGAUAUAUCGAAUCUAUCGCUGGAUAGUUUGCCGGAUUUCGCUACUUUGCCGACGACACCACUAGAGCACGGCACUGCAUACAAAUUUAGAAUAGCUGCCAUAAACUCGUGUGGGCGCGGAGAAUUUAGUGAGGAGUCAGCAUUUAAAACCUGCUUGCCGGGUUUCCCGGGCGCACCGUCCGCUAUAAAGAUCUCCAAAUCAGUGGAGGGAGCACAUCUGUCGUGGGAGCCCCCACAAGUGGCUGCGGAAGGAAUCUUCGAGUACUCAGUCUAUCUCGCAGUACGCUCUAACACACAACCCAAGUCGUCCAAGUCGCAGCUGGCGUUCGUGCGGGUGUACUGCGGCAAAGCGAACACGUGCGUCGUGCUGCAGUCGUCGCUGAGCGCCGCGCACGUGGACUCGUCCGCCAAGCCCGCCAUCAUCUUCCGCAUCGCCGCGCGCAACGACAAGGGCUACGGGCCCGCCACACAAGUCAGGUGGCUGCAAGAUAUAAAGUCAACGGGGGUGAAAAGACCAGGCGAAGGGCGGUUGCCGGGCGCGUCGCCGUCAAAACAACCAAAACAAUUACUACAUUGAAUAUUUAAUAUUAUUAUUUACGAUUCUGAGGUUUUACUUAGAAGUACAUCAAUGUAUGAAAAUAUUUUGUUUGGCCUUUGUGUGCUUGUUGCACAUUUCUAUUGUAAUUUGUAGCACACAUAGCAAGUGUAAAGUUAUAUUUUGUAAUAAUAUUGUAAAACAAUCAUAAACAGAUGUGAACGAACUAAGUGUUUUUGACUCAUGUUUGACUACAGAUUAUUUUUAAUAUGCAAUAAGGGACUGAUAAGAUGAAGUUGUGUAGGUAUCAUUAAAUAGAAUAAGUGCAAAAUUAUAUCUGUUAUGUAAAAUAUCCUUUCAAAGAAUAAACAACAUUUUUAAAUGUA
Messenger RNA from Maniola jurtina (meadow brown), 2315 nucleotides. Its product is annotated as host cell factor-like. The transcript is spliced from 13 exons. The coding region runs from base 178 to 1971 and encodes 597 amino acids. The record is from RefSeq and is a predicted model, not a curated record. Lineage: Eukaryota; Metazoa; Arthropoda; Insecta; Lepidoptera; Nymphalidae. Gene Ontology annotation, molecular function: transcription coactivator activity; protein binding. Gene Ontology annotation, biological process: chromatin remodeling; regulation of DNA-templated transcription. Gene Ontology annotation, cellular component: histone methyltransferase complex.